AUGUUUCUCUCACCUUUGAGUUUGGUCCUUCGGGUGCUGAACAUCCGGACAGGCUCUGCUCUUUUCUUUUGGCUUUUGGGGUUGGCCCUGCGCUCUUUGCCCCUCUCAGGGCAGAAACCCGAGGACAAAUACCCUGUGGUGCCCACCAAUUACGGGAAGCUCCGGGGGAUCAAGAAAGACCUGAACAAUGAGAUCCUUGGCCCAGUGGUGCAAUACCUGGGCAUCCCUUACGCCACGCCACCGGUGGGGGAGAGGCGUUUCCAGCCCCCCGAAGCGCCUGCUUCCUGGUCUGAGGUGCGCAAUGCCACGGCUUUUGCUCCCGUCUGCCCACAGAACAUCCACGGCAUGCUGCCUGGAAUCAUGCUUCCUGUCUGGUUCACUGACAACUUAGAAAUUGUCGCUGGAUAUGUCCAGAACCAGAGUGAAGAUUGCCUCUACCUCAACAUUUAUGUGCCCAUGGAGGACGGUCCGCUCACGAAAAAGCGUGAGGAGGCAUCAACUAACAAUCCCACUCCAGACGAAGAUAUCCGGGAUAGCGGAAAGAAACCCGUCAUGCUCUUCAUCCACGGUGGAUCCUACAUGGAAGGAACGGGGAACAUGUUCGACGGCAGCGUUUUGGCUGCGUACGGCAACGUGAUUGUCGUCACCAUGAACUACCGGCUCGGCGUGCUGGGAUUCAUGAGCACUGGCGACCAAUCUGCCAAGGGAAACUAUGGCCUCCUUGACCAGAUCCAAGCCUUGCGGUGGUUGAACGAGAACAUUGGACAUUUUGGGGGAGACCCGGAGCGCAUCACCAUCUUUGGCUCGGGAGCUGGGGCUUCCUGCGUCAACCUUCUCAUCCUCUCCCACCAUUCAGAAGGUCUGUUCCAGAAAGCCAUCGCUCAGAGUGGGACGGCCAUUUCCAGUUGGUCGGUCAACUACCAGCCCCUGAAAUACACCCGCAUGCUGGCCUCCAAGGUGGGCUGCGACCACAUGGACACGAGUAAUACAGUCGACUGCCUACGGCGCAAGCCCUACCGGGAGCUGGUAGACCAAGACAUCCAGCCCGCACGUUACCAUAUCGCUUUUGGCCCUGUGGUGGAUGGGGACGUGGUUCCGGAUGACCCCGAGAUCCUCAUGCAGCAAGGGGAGUUCCUCAACUAUGACAUUCUCAUCGGUGUCAACCAGGGAGAAGGCCUGAAGUUUGUGGAGGACUCCAUGGAGAACGAAGACGGCAUUUCGGCUAGCUACUUCGACUUCACCAUUUCCAACUUUGUCGACAACCUGUACGGAUACCCAGAAGGCAAGGAUAUCUUGCGGGAAACCAUCAAGUUCAUGUACACAGACUGGGCCGACCGGGACAAUGGCGAGAUGCGGCGUAAAACCCUCCUGGCCCUCUUCACCGACCACCAGUGGGUUGCGCCCGCCGUCGCCACUGCCAAACUCCACGCUGAGUAUCAGUCACCUGUCUACUUCUACACCUUCUACCACCACUGCCAAACUGACACGCGGCCGGAGUGGGCCGACGCAGCCCAUGGAGACGAGAUCCCCUACGUCUUUGGCGUGCCCAUGAUCGGAGCCACGGACCUCUUUCCCUGCAACUUCUCCAAAAACGACGUCAUGCUGAGCGCGGUUGUCAUGACCUAUUGGACCAAUUUCGCCAAGACCGGGGACCCGAACCAGCCGGUUCCACAGGACACCAAGUUCAUCCAUACCAAGCCCAACCGCUUUGAGGAAGUGGUUUGGACCAAGUUCAACACGAAAGACAAACAGUACCUCCACAUCGGCCUCAAGCCCCGGGUGCGAGACAACUACCGAGCCAACAAGGUGGCCUUCUGGCUGGAGCUGGUGCCGCACCUCCACAACCUCCAUGAGCCGCCAUACACCUCCACCACCACACGCAUUCCUCCGAUUGUCACCCGAUGGCCCAGCACCGGGCCCCUAACCACCCGCCGCCCCGUCCCCACCCUCCCUCUGGACGAGGACGAUGUGGUCAGGCCACAGCGUUACGUCCCCUUCCCGGGAGAUUCCCGGGACUACUCUACAGAACUCAGUGUCACGGUGGCCGUGGGGGCCUCCCUGCUCUUCCUCAACAUCUUGGCCUUUGCCGCCCUCUACUACAAGCGGGACAAGCGGCACGAACUGAGGAGCGGGCGGCGCCUCAGUCCCCAGCGCAGCGCGGCCAACGACCUGGUGCACGGCGGGCAGGAGGAGGAGAUCAUGUCCCUCCAAAUCAAGCACUCGGAACAUGAUGCCCACGACCUGGAGCCCCUCCGGCCGCACGAGAUCUUGCGCCCUGCCUGCCCUCCCGACUACACCCUGGCCCUCCGCCGGGCCCCGGACGACGUCCCCUUGAUGACCCCCAACACCAUCACCAUGAUCCCCAGCACGAUCACGGGUAUGCAAGCCUUGCACCCCUUCAACACCUUCCCCACCGGACACAACAACACGCUCCCUCACCCUCAUUCCACCACCCGCGUAUAGUCGCCCUUCCCUCUGUACCCUUUCGGCCGCCUGGCAGUGGUGGUGAUGGUGGUCCCGAUCCACCCUGCUCAGAAAAAGGGAGGCGUCUUUCCCCGCCACGUUGGACGGGUCUUUUGUAUAACAUUGUGGAGAAGGGAGGGGAAAAGGCAAUGGGGAGGGAGAGAUGGAGACCUCUGUGGAUGGGGCAGUGGUGCUCUAUCCACCCUUGGUUUGACGCUGGAGCCUCCGUCGUCAACCACAGCAUGGCAUGGGCACUGGAGAUGCAGGCCGCAUGGAAGAUCUGCCCCGUUUUCAAAUGAAAUAAGAGAGAGAGAGGUCACAUGGAGGCUGGCAUCCUUUCGGGUGUGGGAUUGGGGCUGGCAGGAGUGAGUGAUGGGGAAAGGAAACAUCUCUAACUCCAAUCUGGACAGAUAACAGGAAAGCCAGUAUCAUUCCAAGUGUGGGUUUGGUGUUCAGGGCACAAGAGAGAGAGAUAGAAAGAGAGAGUGUGAAUGAAACCUCACUAUCUUGUCUUCACCCCCCUUGUCAGGAUGGUGAAGACAACUGUGUCCUUUCCAACCAUGGGAUGGGUAGAGGGUGCAGGGGGACAAGGCGAAGCUCAAGAGUCUGUCGCUUGAUCCGUGUUGUUGGGAAAGACAGUAACUCCCAUCACCCGAAUGGUUCGCGCUACUCAAGGGUCAAUGGAAGAAGGACAGAUGGGUUUCCUUGGAGGGAUAAUGGAGAAGUCAACAUUGACAUGUAAGAGAGAGAAAGAUGCCAAUGUCCAGUGCUGAAUGGCACCACCAAAUUUUUGUUGGAACCAAGAGGGAGCUAGCGUAAGGACGGGAGCCGAACCCGCUUCCAUUCUUUCUUCUUUUCCCCUUUCCUUCAGACCUGAGUCUGUGCCAAUUACGCUUAUGUUUAAUGCCAUUCUGAAAGAGAGAUUGAAUUAUCGGGUGGAAGAGAGUAACUGAACGGGAGACUGGGGUUGGCCUUCCUUCCUUCAUUACGGGGUGGGAGGUCAAAUAUCACAGUGCCUUCUUAGCACAGUCCAGAAAGAAAAACUGACCUCCUCUUUCUCAUCCCCUAUAGAAGAUGGAGUCACCAAUGCCACCUCCUUCCCACCCACCUACCAACCCACCCAGCCACCCACCGCCACAUUUUGGUCAUUGUUCCUUGGGGAACAAUGGUCAUUAUGUUCCUUGGGGAACAUAAUGAUGCUUUGUUUAACAAAGAGAAAGCUUUCCCCAGGGAAUUGCCAGUUUAACAGGCCCUUGAUAUCUCUGCAGAAAACAUGAAAAGGAAAAAUGUACCAUGUCCAGAGUGAAAUUCAAAGAGGGUUAUGGCGUGGGGUGGCAGUAUCCUUGCUCUCACUCACCAUCCUCCAAACUAGGAACCCCUCCAGAUGUGUGUAGUGCAAUGCCCACCAUCCCCGUUCCCUUCCUAAUGUGAGCUGCAUGUCCAAUGUGCCAGGAGGGCAGGCAUCUGGUUGAGAAAAGCUCAUCUAGCUUAUUUCCAAGGGUCAGAAUUUGAAAACGAAAACUAGAAUUUAAUUUUUAUAAUAGAAGAAGUAACAAGGCACUGGUUGGGGGUAGUAGAGAGACCAUAUUUAUUUUUAUUAUUAUUAUUUAGCUUUUUUAAAAAAACCACAAAACAAGAUUACACAAAUUGGAGGAAAGGAUGAAGGGAAGUGUUUAGAAACAAACAAACAGAUGCACGAAAGCACAGGCCCUUCAUGUUCCUAGAAUGUUUAUUUUCAAAGAGAUGGACAAGGAAGUGGAAGCGGGCAGCCGUCUAUCUUUGGAAAUCUCCCUCGCCUUUUGGCCCAGAGAAUGCAGCCUCUCAUCCCAUCCUCUGCUCUUCCCCACCUCUUAAAUCAGCAUUCCCACCCACUCCUCCAAAUAAAGGGCAGAAGCUGGUUUAUAGGCUGCCUCAGAAGGUAGCAGAUUCUCCUGGGUUGGGGGUUUUUAUGGAAAGGUUUGGGGGCUACCCAUCGGGGAGAUUUUAGCGGUGGAUUUCCUGCGUUGGCAUCAUCAGUGGGCUGAACUAGAUGACCCUCGUGUCGCUUGCUGUUCCUCAGCUGCGCAGAGCAUCUCUCCAUAAACAUCCUCCCCAGGGCUAUAGGAGGGAAGGGCAAAGAGAAGGACAUUGUCUCACCAAGUAAGAAUUUAAUGAUGUCCUCCCUCCCCAAAUGUAGUGUUCCUUCAGUCCUCAAACUUCUAGCAUUGCAGUAAAUUAAACGUUGAGUUGAGUAUUUAGUAGUACAGUGGGCCCUCUGUGUUCACUGGGGUUAGGGGCGCAGAAUGCCCAGAGAACACCUCUCUAGGAAUCUCUAGGUCUCCCAAAGCAACGUUGUGAUGAACAUCUGCCAGAACUUGGCCAUCGAGUUGUGCUGGAAGACCAACAAAUGCCUAGAGAAGGAAUCCAGGAAUUGCUAGGUGCGACUUUGGACAGAUGUUGACCAUAGAGUUGCACUGGAGGAAGUAGAGAUACCUAGAGAUAACAUCAGAUAUGUCAAUAAAGCCACAAAUGUGGAAAGCUGACUAUAUUGUUUAGGCAUGCAAAGGAAAGGGCCAGUCAAGCAACCCAGGGGCUGCAAACUAUUUUAAUGGUUUGUGUAGACAUGCCUCCAGUUAUGUUUGUAAUUCUUCCAGGAAGCUGCUUCCUCUGGAGUGAGCAAAACCUAUUUCCUUUGUAGUGAUGGGGAAAUGUUUUUUAAAUGGUCGAAAAAAAAGGUUAAUGAGCGUCCGGAAAUCCUGAUGCAGAGAAUCCUAGAGAGGCAAGAAUCUUUGUAGUUCAGGAUUUAUUUGGUGUGGAAAAUUCAUGCAGUGGAGGAUUUUGUGCAGAAAAGAGCAUGUUCUAUACAGAAAACAGCAGAAAAUGCCAAUGCCUCUAUAUAAAACAACAGGAUAGAAAAUGCUGUUUUCUAGGCAAGAAAAUGCCUUUCUCAGCACAUCAAAAUCCUCAUAUGCCCUUUUUAUGCAAUGGCUGCACAGUGAUCUUUUUUUCUGUAUAAGAAACUUGUUUUCUGCACAACUUGGAAACACACACAGCAACAGCAAUGGACCCAUAAAUUAGGAGUUUGGAUUUUUUUAAAAAGUAGGGUAAUGCUUGAAUAUGACAGUUUGAGAGGAAGGAGAGGUGGGUGGCAGGAACCAGGGCAAAUGCCUGGGAAUUGCCACAGCCCGCCCUAGACAUGUGGUAUCCCCCGAACCCAUCACUUCUCUGCUUCAUUAAUGCCCAUCUGCCCCGUUCCUUUUUUGCCUGCAUGCCUGCCCUCUCUAAUAUGCAGCUUGGCUUGCUUGCAUGAGUCUGCUAUUUGCUCCAGAGGCCAUAUUUUUGUUGUGGUUGCUGCUGCCGCUGCUUAGUGUGCCUUCUCUCCACCUCUUGCGCAUGCCGCAGUCUGGAUUGUGUCAGUUGGUGCUGGGGAGAUAGGUGGCUCUUCCUUUGGGAAAGAAGAAACCUAUUUUCCACCGCCGUCCCAGCUCUGGAAGCCAUUCCUUUGCUCCUUCUUCCCAUUGCACCAAAUGCAGAUGACCGGGUUGCGAUGCUCCAGAUAUCCCUUCUGAGAAAGAUCCCUCUUUCCCCAUGGCACAGCCAUGUCCUCUAUUCCCUCUCUUUGCGUUGGAUCCAAGGUUGUUUUAUUUUGCCGAAUCCCAUAAGGCCGAAGGGAGAGAGAGAAAAACAACAAUUCAUUCUAAUUUUGUUUCUAUUUUUUAAAAAAGCACAUCUUUUCUUAACUUCCUCUCUUGCUUUCUUUCUUUCUUUCUCUCUCUGCUGCUGCCUUCCUCUGUUCUCGUGCCUCUGCCAUUUCGUUCCGGGAGGUUUUUAUUUCUUCAUCUUAGGUUUUGUUUUUGCUUUUGUUUUUAUUGUUGCUUUUUGUUUUUUUUAAAAAAUUAAAAAAUAUUCCAGUGGAGGAAAUAAAUUCAAAGGAAAAACACAAAAGGUUUUUGGGGGGUGGGUUUCGGGGGGAGUGCAAGGACCGGGAGUUUCAUCCGAAGCCAUUCUGAGACUCCAUCUAACUUUGCAACAUUUCGAGUUGGUUUCCUUUUUUUAAAAAAAGAAGAAUUUAUUAUAAAUAUAAAUAUAUAUAUAGAUAUAUAGAUAUCCAUUUUUUUAAAAAAGGAAAACAAUUAUUUUGUAAAAAACGGGAGAAAAAAAAUUAAAUACAUUUCAAAAAAAAAGAGCAAAAUCUGUGCCAAACUCAGCAAACUUGGAGGGGG
Messenger RNA from Sceloporus undulatus (fence lizard), 6665 nucleotides. It is a transcript of the gene NLGN2, whose product is annotated as neuroligin 2. Gene Ontology annotation, cellular component: postsynaptic specialization membrane; synapse; cell surface. The record is from RefSeq and is a predicted model, not a curated record. Bases 1 to 2463 code for a protein of 820 amino acids. Lineage: Eukaryota; Metazoa; Chordata; Lepidosauria; Squamata; Phrynosomatidae. Gene Ontology annotation, biological process: postsynaptic membrane assembly; neuron cell-cell adhesion; modulation of chemical synaptic transmission. Gene Ontology annotation, molecular function: neurexin family protein binding; signaling receptor activity. The transcript is spliced from 6 exons.